GCAGGGACGGCAACCGGCGCGAGUUUUUCAAAAUGGGAGCGCGGAGGCGCCGCCCGGGUCUCGGAAGGUGCAGGAGAGGCCUUUCUGUGGCUGUGCAGCCGUCGCCCGGAGGGGCGGCCUAGAGAGCCAAGCCUGAUGGGCGCCAAGACCGGCUGGCUGCUUGGAGCGCUGCCUCGAAGGGACUGCGUGAAGGAAGCUAAUCGGAGCACAGGCCUGAGCCUGGAAAUAUGGCGACUUGCAUCGGGGAGAAGAUCGAGGAUUUUAAAGUUGGGAAUCUGCUUGGUAAAGGAUCAUUUGCUGGUGUCUACAGAGCUGAGUCCAUUCACACUGGUUUGGAAGUAGCAAUCAAAAUGAUAGAUAAGAAAGCCAUGUACAAAGCUGGAAUGGUGCAGAGAGUCCAAAAUGAGGUGAAAAUACAUUGCCAGUUGAAACAUCCUUCUAUCUUGGAGCUGUAUAAUUAUUUUGAAGAUAACAAUUAUGUGUAUCUAGUAUUAGAAAUGUGCCAUAAUGGAGAAAUGAACAGGUAUCUAAAGAACAGAAUGAAACCAUUCUCAGAAAACGAAGCUCGACACUUUAUGCACCAGAUCAUCACAGGAAUGUUGUAUCUCCAUUCUCAUGGCAUAUUACAUCGGGAUCUCACACUUUCUAACCUCUUACUUACUCGUAAUAUGAACAUCAAGAUUGCCGACUUUGGGCUGGCAACUCAAUUGAAAAUGCCACAUGAGAAGCACUAUACUUUGUGUGGAACUCCUAAUUAUAUUUCACCAGAAAUUGCAACUCGAAGUGCACAUGGACUUGAAUCUGAUGUUUGGUCCUUGGGCUGUAUGUUUUAUACGUUGCUUAUUGGGAGACCUCCUUUUGACACUGACACAGUCAAGAACACAUUAAAUAAAGUAGUAUUGGCAGAUUAUGAAAUGCCCACUUUUUUGACAAGUGAGGCUAAGGACCUUAUUCACCAGUUACUUCGCAGAAAUCCAGCAGAUCGUUUAAGUCUGUCUUCAAUAUUAGACCAUCCUUUUAUGUCCCGAAAUUCUUCAACAAAAAGUAAAGAUUUAGGAACUGUAGAAGACUCAAUUGAUAGUGGACAUGCCACAAUUUCUACUGCAAUUACAGCUUCUUCCAGUACCAGUAUAAGUGGUAGUUUCUUUGAUAGGAGAAGACUUUUGAUUGGUCAGCCACUCCCAAAUAAAGUGACUAUAUUUCCAAAGAAUAAAAAUUCAAGUGAUUUUUCCUCUUCAGGAGAUGGAAGCAGUCUUUAUACUCAGUGGGGAAAUCGAGAACAAGAAACCGGUAAUAAUGGGAGGCGAAGAGUAACCCAGGAUAUGGAAGAAAGGCCACAUUCUCGAUACCUUCGUAGAGCCCAUUCCUCUGAUAGAUCUGGCACUUCUAAUAGUCAGUCUCGAGCCAAAACAGUGGAACGAUGUCACUCAGCAGAAAUGCUUUCAAAAUCCAAAAGAUCAGGAGUAGAUGAAAAUGAAGAAAGAUACUCACCUACAAACAGCAAUGUCAAUAUUUUGCAUUUCUUUAAGGAAAAGACAUCCAGUAGUUCUGGAUCUUUUGAAAGACUUGAUAAUGAUCAAGCCUGCUCCAAUCGUCUUCGUCCAGGGAAAACUCCUUUUCCAUUUCCAGACCAGACAACUCAGACUGAAAUGGUGCAACAGUGGUUUGGGAAUCUGCAAAUAAAGGAUCAUUUAAGAGAAACUACUGAGCACAACAGCAUUAGCCCAAAAAGAGAUUUCCAAGGCCAUCCAGACUUGCAGGACACAUCAAGAAAUGUUUGGACUGAUACGAGAGCCAAAAAGAGUUCUGAUGCUUCUGAUAAUGUUCAUCCUGCAAAACAGUUGAAUACCAUGAAAUUUAUGACUGCAUUUCAAAGUAAACCUGAGAUAAUUCAACAGGAAUCUAUUUUUGGCUCAGAUCCUCUUUCUGAGCAAAGCAAAACUAGGGGUAUGGAGCCACCAUUGUGUUAUCAGAAACGUACGCUACGAGACAUUACAUCUCCUUUGACUGCUUACAGGUUAAAACCGAUUAGACAGAAAACCAAAAAGGCUGUGGUUAGCAUACUUGAUUCAGAGGAGGUAUGUGUGGAGCUUCUAAAGGAACAUACAUCACAAGAAUAUGUGAAAGAAGUUCUUCAAAUAUCUAGUGAUGGAAAUAUGAUUACUAUUUAUUAUCCCAAUGAUGGAAGAGGUUUUCCUCUUGCUGACAGACCACCACCCCCUACUGACAACAUCAGUAGGUACUGCUUUGACAAUUUACCAGAGAAAUACUGGCGAAAAUAUCAAUAUGCUUCCAGAUUUGUACACCUUGUAAGAUCUAAAUCACCCAAAAUCACUUAUUUUUCGAGAUAUGCUAAAUGCAUUUUAAUGGAGAAUUCCCCUGAUGCUGAUUUUGAGGUUUGGUUUUAUGAUGGAGCAAAGAUACACAAAACCGAAGAUUUAAUUCAGGUGAUUGAAAAGACUGGGAAAUCUUAUACCUUAAAAAGUGAAAGUGAAAUUAGUAGCUUGAAAGGGGAAAUAAAAAUGUAUAUGGACCAUGCAAAUGAGGGCCAUCGUAUUUGCUUAGCACUGGAAUCCGUAAUUUCAGAGGAGGAAAAGAAAAGUGGAAGUGCUCCCUUUUUCCCAAUAAUUAUAGGAAGAAAACCUGGAAAUACGAGUUCACCUAAGGCCUUAUCACCUCCUACUUCUGUGGAUCCAAACUACCUGAUGCGUGAUAGAGCAUCUUUGAAUAAAAUGAUAAAUAAUACUGCUUCUUCAAAACUGGCACCAAUGCUUAAUCCUCCUAUGGUUACAAAUGAAGGACAUGGCUUUAUGGCUGCAGCUUCUGAAACAAACAUCUCUUCUAGUAAUCUAAAAGAUUGUCUUCCUAAAUCAGCACAACUUUUGAAAUCUGUUUUUGUGAAAAAUGUUGGUUGGGCUACACAGUUAACUAGUGGAGCUGUGUGGGUUCAGUUCAAUGAUGGGUCCCAGUUGGUUGUCCAGGCAGGAGUAUCUUCUAUCAGUUAUAUAUCACCAAAUGGUCAAACAACUAGGUAUGGAGAAAAUGAACAAUUACCAGAUUACAUCAAACAGAAAUUACAGUGUCUUUCUUCCAUCCUUUUGAUGUUUUCUAAUCCAGCUCCUAGUUUUGAAUAAUUACGGCUCCUUAUAGGUACAUAAGUCUAAUAAAUAACUUUGUUGGCUUUCAAGUAAAGUGACUUUUUUUUAUUUGAUAUAACUUCCUCAGAAAGCCUUUCUACAAAAGACCAUUUUAUAUCGUAAUAGAUGUAUUCUAAUGAGAGAACAAAGCAGAAUGAAACUUCUAAAAUGUACUGGCCAUAGAUAAAAUAGUACACUAAACUUUGCUCUUAGAACAUAUACCCCUAAACUUUGUAUUCAUAUAUUUGUAUUGAACAGUCCUUUAAAAGCAAAAAUAUAAAUGGUGUGUGGUGUAUUUAUGCUUUUUUUUAUUGUUUUCCCUACUUCUUAGUCAUGUUGAGAAUCAUGGAAGAAACAUGCUGGAGUUUUUGAGGUUUUGACCAUGUAAAUAAUGUGUAUUUAUGUUGUAAGUAACAGAUGUAAACAUGUAUAUUUGUUUUAUAUUUAUUUUUGUAGCACCAGUUUCUAAUGAAAUAUUUCUGAAAAUGCAUUUUAUAAAAAAAUAAAUACAGAGAUAAGUUGCUUUAUCUUUUGAUUUAUUUAAUUAAAUACUCAUUUUAAAAUAA
Messenger RNA from Mustela lutreola (European mink), 3703 nucleotides. It is a transcript of the gene PLK4, whose product is annotated as polo like kinase 4. The record is from RefSeq and is a predicted model, not a curated record. The transcript is spliced from 16 exons. Gene Ontology annotation, molecular function: ATP binding; protein kinase activity; protein binding. NCBI's taxonomy places the organism in Eukaryota, Metazoa, Chordata, Mammalia, Carnivora, Mustelidae. Bases 228 to 3134 code for a protein of 968 amino acids. Gene Ontology annotation, biological process: protein phosphorylation.